AUGAACUAUUCAAAAACACUGUCUAGUCUAGAUCUAUCUAGUGGCAGUCAAGCUAAACCAUCACGCCCAUUUAACAUCAAUGAAGUAAAAGAAAUGCUUGAACAAAGAAUUCAACAAGUCAUUGAUCGACAAUAUGAAUAUGAUUGUGACAAGUGUACUCAAUUAUCAAAAGAUAUUUCACAGAUAAUAAAAGAUGCGAUGAAAUCAUUAAAUUAUGAUCGAUACAAAUAUGUUAUACAAGUUGUAAUUGGUAAUUGUCAAGAUGAAAACGUAAUGAUGACAUGUCGUUGUUUAUGGGAUGUUGAAACAGAUAAUUAUGCAGCAUACGUUUAUUCAAAUACGAAGAUCUUCUGUGCUGUUACUGUAUUUGGACUUUAUUAUUUUUAA
Molecule: messenger RNA, 387 nt
Organism: Rotaria socialis
Lineage: Eukaryota; Metazoa; Rotifera; Eurotatoria; Philodinida; Philodinidae
Source: the annotation of a GenBank genome assembly